UUCAUUUCUAGGGGAAAGUUUAAGUUGUAGUUGAGCCCUUCACCCAGAGAUUUCUAUAUUAUGUAUUGUAUGCAAAUAUCUAGUUCAUGGUGGCCUCAUUUGUUACCUGUAAGUUCUCUGAGAAUAGGAUCCACGUUCAUUUUUGGUCCUCCUUAUAUUCUCGGUACCUGCACAGAUUCUGGGCACAUCAUGGGUGCUGAUAUAAUGUUAAAUAAAUGAACAAAUGGAUGGGUGAAUAAAUAAAUGCAUGAAAAGGCACCAGGACAAAUCAUCUCUGUGGAAAGCAUAGGGUAGAUGUAAUCCCCCAUACAGUGUGGGAUUACACAGAGGGAUUACCCCAAGGGAGCCCGCAAGGGUCUGCACACUCACACCCCUGAUCAGAAAUUCCCAUCAGGAAAGUCACACAAACACCGACUUUCGGGAGGGCUUUGGAGCGCUGAAGGGGGGAAAAAGAAGCACAAAAGGUGAGCAAGCAGUUUUCAAAGGAUGCUUUCAACUCCCUGGCCAGUCCGUGUGUGUGUUUUCCUCUACAAAGUGUUUCCAAUUACUGUGGCACUCUCGGUAUCUGGAUCCAUCUCCAGUGAAUUCCUCUGCAGCUCCUGCCAGACAUAUGGGAUCAAUCAGGGCUUCGGCGCUGGUGCGCUUGCUGCGGGAAUGUUGACAGCCUGACAGACGCGGGGUUCUGGUGUCAUGGAAUCUCCAAAUCGUUGGCUUGAACCCGGGAGGAGAAGGAGAGGGGGAGGAGAGAGAUAGAGGCAAAGAUAGAGAAAGGAGAGGGGAGAGGGAGAGGCGGGAGAGAGGGAGCCAAGGAGGGAAGCGGGAGAUUUUUCUUGACUGCCCCCUUUCCUUCAAACAUUUUAUAGGUUUCAGGGAGAGAAGAGGAGGAGGAGAGAGGGAAGAAAAAACAGGAGAGCCAGAGGGGUAGAGAGCGCGCGCCGGUCGCUCCCGAGCGCCCGAGCCGCCGGAGGAGUCUGGAUUGUGUCCCCAGUGUCAGAUAAAGGGCGCUGAGCUCGCCCGCGGCCGCCGCCCCGCCGCCCGCUCCGCGCACGCCCCUCCGCGAGCCCGGCCGCCGGGCGCCCGUCCCCGCCCGGGCCGCCGCCUGCGCUCCGGGGCGGCCGCUCCGUCGCCGGCGCAAUGUGGCCGCGCCUGGCCUUUUGUUGCUGGGGUCUGGCGCUCGUUUCGGGCUGGGCGACCUUUCAGCAGAUGUCCCCGUCGCGCAAUUUCAGCUUCCGCUUCUUUCCCGAGGCGGCGCCCAGGGCCCCGGGGCGGCUGCCCGCGCUGGCCGACCUGCCGGAGCCGGGCGAGGACGCGACGGAGAGCAAAGUGGAGCGGCUGGGGCAGGCGUUCCGGCGCCGCGUGCGGCGGCUGCGGGAGCUCAGCGAGCGCCUGGAGCUCGUCUUCCUGGUGGACGAGUCGUCCAGCGUGGGCCAAGCCAACUUCCUCAGCGAGCUCAAGUUCGUCCGCAAGCUGCUGUCCGACUUCCCCGUGGUGCCCACCGCCACGCGCGUGGCCAUCGUGACAUUCUCGUCCAAGAACAACGUGGUGCCGCGCGUCGAUUACAUCUCCUCCCGCCGCGCGCACCAGCACAAGUGCGCGCUGCUCAGCCGGGAGAUCCCGGCCAUCACCUACCGCGGUGGCGGCACCUACACCAAGGGCGCCUUCCAGCAAGCAGCGCAAAUUCUUCGCCAUUCUAGAGAAAACUCAACAAAAGUGAUAUUUCUCAUUACUGAUGGAUAUUCCAACGGGGGAGAUCCCAGACCCAUUGCAGCGUCACUACGAGAUUUUGGAGUGGAGAUCUUCACUUUUGGCAUAUGGCAAGGGAACAUUCGAGAACUGAACGACAUGGCUUCCACCCCAAAGGAGGAGCACUGCUACCUGCUCCAUAGUUUUGAAGAAUUUGAGGCGUUAGCUCGCCGGGCAUUGCACGAAGAUCUACCUUCUGGGAGUUUUAUUCAAGAGGAUAUGUCCCACUGCUCCUAUCUUUGUGAAGCCGGCAGAGACUGCUGUGACCGAAUGGCAAGUUGCAAAUGUGGGACACACACAGGCCAGUUUGAGUGCAUCUGUGAGAAGGGGUAUUACGGAAAAGGUCUGCAAUAUGAAUGCACAGCUUGCCCAUCAGGGACGUACAAGCCUGAAGGUUCCCCAGGAGGAAUCAGCACCUGCAUUCCGUGUCCUGAUGAAAAUCACACCUCUCCGCCUGGAAGCACGUCCCCCGAAGACUGUGUCUGUAGGGAGGGAUACCGGGCAUCGGGCCAGACCUGUGAAGUUGUCCACUGCCCUGCCCUGAAGCCUCCUGAAAAUGGGUAUUUUAUCCAAAACACUUGCAACAACCACUUCAAUGCAGCCUGUGGGGUCCGAUGUCACCCUGGAUUUGACCUCGUGGGAAGCAGCAUCUUCUUGUGUCUACCCAGUGGUUUGUGGUCCGGUUCAGAGAGCUCCUGCAGGGUGAAAACAUGCUCCCACCUCCGCCAGCCCAAACAUGGCCAUAUCAGCUGUUCUACAAGGGAAAUGUCUUACAGAACGACAUGUUUGGUUACCUGUGAGGAAGGGUACAGACUAGAGGGAAGUACUAAGCUGACCUGCCAAGUAAACGCCCAGUGGGACGGUCCAGAACCCCGCUGUGUGGAGCGCCACUGCUCUACCUUUCAGAAGCCCAGAGGUGUCAUCAUAUCUCCCCCCAACUGUGGCAAGCAGCCAUCCAAACCUGGGACAAUUUGCCAGCUAAGUUGUCGCCAAGGAUUCAUUUUAUCUGGAGUCAAAGAAGAAGUGAGAUGCUCCAGUUCUGGAAAAUGGAGUGCCAAAGUUCAGACGGCAGUGUGUAAAGAUAUGGAGGCUCCUCAAAUCACGUGCCCUAAGGACAUAGAGGCUAAGACUCAGGAGCAGCAAGAUUCUGCUAAUAUUACCUGGCAAAUCCCCACAGCUAAAGACAACUCUGGGGAAAAGGUGUCCAUCCACGUUGAUCCAGCUUUCACCCCACCUUACCUUUUCCCAAUUGGAGAUGUUGCUAUCACAUACACAGCAACUGACCUCUCCGGCAACCAAGCCAGCUGUACUUUCCGUAUCAAGGUUAUUGAUGUAGAACCACCGGUCAUAGACUGGUGCAGGUCUCCACCUCCCAUCCAGGUGUCGGAAAAGGAGCACGCCGCAAGCUGGGAUGAGCCUCAGUUCUCGGACAACUCAGGGGCUGUGUUGGACAUCACCAGAAGUCAUACUCAAGGAGAGCUCUUCCCUCAUGGGGAGACUAUAGUGCGGUACACGGCCACUGACCCCUCAGGCAACAAUAGGACAUGCGACAUCCACAUUGUCAUAAAAGGUUCUCCCUGUGAAGUGCCAUUCACACCUAUAAACGGAGAUUUUAUAUGUGCUCAAGAUAGUGCUGGAGUUAACUGCACUUUAAGUUGCUUAGAGGGCUAUGAUUUCACCGAAGGGUCGAUGGAGAAGUACUACUGUGCUUAUGAGGAUGGGAUCUGGAGACCACCGUAUUCCACUGAGUGGCCGGACUGUGCCAUAAAACGUUUUGCAAACCAUGGGUUUAAGUCCUUUGAGAUGCAGUACAAAGCAACUCGUUGCGAUGACACAGAUCUUUUGAAGAAGUUUUCUGAAGCCUUUGAGACCACCCUGGGGAAAAUGGUCCCAUCAUUUUGUAGUGAUGCUGAUGACAUUGACUGCAGACUGGAGGACCUGACCAAAAAAUAUUGCCUAGAAUAUAAUUAUGACUAUGAAAAUGGCUUUGCAAUUGGACCAGGUGGUUGGGGUGCAGCUAAUAGGCUCGAUUACUCCUACGAUGACUUCUUGGACGCCGUGCAAGAAACACCUCCAAGCAUUGGCAAAGCCAGAUCUUCACGGAUUAAAAGAAGUGCCCCAUUAUCUGACCACAAAAUUAAGUUAAUUUUUAACAUCACAGCUAGUGUGCCGUUACCUGAUGAAAGAAAUGAUACCCUUGAAUUGGAAAAUCAGCAACGACUCAUUAAGACCUUGGAAACUAUCACAAAUCGACUGAAAAGGACCCUCAAUAAAGAGCCCAUGUAUUCCUUUCAGCUUGCUUCGGAAAUGCUUGUAGCUGACACCAAUUCACUAGAAACAGAAAAAGCUUUCCUCUUCUGCAGGCCCGGCUCAGUGCUGAGAGGGCGCAUGUGUGUCAAUUGCCCUUUGGGAACCUAUUUUUCUCUGGAACAUUCUGUCUGUGAAAGCUGCCGGAUGGGAUCCUACCAAGAUGAAGAAGGGCAACUUGAGUGCAAGCUUUGUCCCGCGGGGACUCACACCGAGUAUCUCCAUUCGAGAAGCAUCUCCGAGUGUAAAGCUCAGUGCAAACAAGGCACCUACUCAUCCAACGGGCUUGAGACUUGCGAGUCAUGCCCUCUGGGCACUUACCAGCCAGAAUUUGGUUCCCGGACCUGCCUCUCAUGUCCAGAAAACACCUCGACUGUGAAAAGAGGAGCUGUGGACAUUUCUGCUUGUGGAGUACCUUGUCCGGUAGGAGAAUUCUCCCGUUCUGGGUUAAUGCCCUGUUACCCAUGUCCUCAGGACUACUACCAGCCUAAUCCAGGGAAGUCUUUCUGCCUGUCUUGUCCCUUCUAUGGAACUACCACAAUCACUGGUGCCAGAUCCAUCACAGACUGUUCAAGUUUUAGCUCAACUUUCUCAGCAGCAGAGGAAAGUGUAGUGCCCCUGGCCUCUCUUGGGCAUAUUGAAAAGAAGUAUGAAGUCAGCAGUCAGGUUUUCCACGAAUGCUUCUUAAACCCUUGCCACAAUGAGGGAACCUGCCAACAACUUGGGCGUGGUUAUGUUUGUCUCUGUCUACCUGGAUAUACAGGCUUGAAGUGUGAGACGGACGUGGAUGAGUGCAGCUCCCGGCCCUGCCUGCACGGCGGCGUCUGUAAAGACCGGGUUGGGGAAUUCUUCUGUGAGUGCCCGUCGGGUUACACAGGUCGACUAUGUGAAGAAAAUAUAAAUGAAUGUAGCUCCAGUCCUUGUUUAAAUAAGGGCACCUGUGUCGAUGGCUUGGCUGGCUACCAUCUUUCUCUUUCUCAUCCAUUCUCAGGCCUGCACUGUGAGACAGAAGUGAAUGAGUGCCAGUCAAGCCCAUGCUUACACAAUGCAGCCUGUGAAGACCAAGUUGGGGGUUUCCUGUGCAAAUGCCCACCUGGAUUUUUGGGUACCCGGUGCGAAAAAAACAUUGAUGAGUGUCUCAGUCAGCCGUGCAAAAAUGGAGCUACUUGUAAAGAUGGUGCCAAUAGCUUCAGGUGCCAGUGUGCAGCAGGCUUCACAGGGUCACACUGUGAACUGAACAUCAAUGAGUGUCAGUCUAACCCAUGUAGAAAUCAGGCCACCUGUGUAGAUGAAUUAAACUCAUACAGUUGUAAAUGUCGGCCAGGAUUUUCAGGCAGCAGGUGUGAAACAGAACAGUCUACGGGAUUUAACCUGGAUUUUGAGGUUUCUGGAAUCUAUGGUUAUGUCAUGCUAGAUGGUGUGCUUCCAUCUCUCCAAGCUGUGACCUGUGCAUUUUGGAUGAAGUCCUCUGACACCACCAACUAUGGAACACCAAUCUCCUAUGCACUGGAGAAUGGCAGUGAUAAUACCUUCCUCCUGACUGAUUACAAUGGCUGGGUUCUUUAUGUGAAUGGCAAGGAAAAGAUAACAGACUGUCCUGCAGUGAAUGACGGCAGUUGGCAUCAUAUUGCAAUCACUUGGACGAGUUCCAAUGGAGCCUGGAAAGUCUACAUUGAUGGGAAAUUAUCUGACGGGGGUACAGGCCUCUCUGUUGGCUCCGCCAUCCCUGGUGGUGGUGCAUUAGUUCUGGGGCAAGAGCAAGACAAAAAAGGAGAGGGAUUCAACCCAGCUGAGUCUUUUGUGGGCUCCAUAAGCCAGCUCAACCUCUGGGACUAUGUCCUGUCUCCACAGCAGGUGAAAUCACUGGCCACCUCCUGCCCAGAGGAACUCAGCAGAGGAAAUGUGUUGGCCUGGCCUGAUUUCUUGUCAGGAAUUGUGGGGAAAGUGAAGAUUGAUUCCAAGAGCAUAUUCUGUUCUGAUUGCCCACCUUUGGAAGGAUCAGUACCUCAUUUGAGAACUGCAUCAGCAGAUUUGAAGCCAGGCUCCCAAGUCAGUCUGUUCUGUGAUCCAGGCUUCCAGAUAGUCGGGAACCCUGUGCAGUCCUGUCUGAAUCAAGGACAGUGGACCCAGCCGCUGCCUCAGUGUGAACGCAUCAGCUGUGGGGUGCCACCUGCUUUGGAGAAUGGCUUUUAUUCAGCUGAGGACUUCCACGCUGGCAGCACAGUGACCUACCAGUGCAAUAAUGGCUACUAUUUAUUGGGCGAUUCCAGGAUGUUCUGUACAGAUAACGGGAGCUGGAACGGCAUCUCACCAGCAUGCCUUGAUGUCGACGAGUGUGCAGUUGGAUCCGAUUGCAGUGAGCAUGCAUCGUGCCUGAACACCAAUGGAUCCUACAUAUGCUCCUGCAUCCCGCCAUACACAGGGGACGGGAAAAACUGUGCAGAACCUAUAAAAUGUAAGGCUCCAGGAAAUCCAGAAAACGGCCACUCUUUCGGCGAGAUUUAUACAGUGGGUGCCGAGGUCACAUUUUCCUGUGAGGAAGGAUACCAAUUGAUGGGGGUAACUAAAAUUACGUGUUUGGAGUCUGGAGAAUGGAAUCAUCUAAUUCCAUAUUGUGAAGCUAUUUCCUGUGGUGCACCAGCUAUCCCAGAAAAUGGUGGCAUUGAGGGGUCAACAUUCACCUAUGGCAGUAAAGUGCUAUAUAGAUGUAAUAAAGGAUACACUCUGGCUGGUAAUAAAGAAUCCUCCUGUCUUGCUGACGGUUCUUGGAGUCAUUUUCCUCCUGUGUGUGAACUGGUGAAGUGUUCUAACCCAGAAAACAUAAAUAAUGGAAAUUAUAUUUUGAGCGGGCUCACCUACCUUUCUACUGCUUCCUAUUCAUGUGAGAGUGGAUUCAGGAUACAAGGUUUGUGUAUAAUCUGCUGCCCACAGUCUGGAGUCUGGGAUAGAGCGCCACCUACCUGUCACCUGGUCACCUGUGGAGAGCCACCUGCCAUCAAAGAUGCUGUCCUCACCGGGAGUAACUUCACUUUUGGGCACACUGUCACUUACGCUUGCAAAGAAGGCUAUACCUUGGCUGGCCCUGACACCAUUGAAUGCUUGGCCAACGGCAAGUGGAGUGGAAGUAACCAGCAGUGUCUGGCUGUCUCCUGUGAUGAGCCCCCCAAUGUGGAUCACGCCUCUCCAGAAACUGCCCAUCGGCUCUUUGGAGACAUUGCAUUCUACUACUGCUCGGAUGGUUACAGUCUAGCAGACAAUUCCCAGCUCCUCUGCAAUGCGCAGGGCAAGUGGGUUCCCCCAGAGGGUCAGGACGUACCCCGUUGUAUAGCUCAUUUCUGUGAAAAACCCCCAUCUGUUUCCUAUAGCAUCUUGGAAUCCGUGAGCAAAGCAAAAUUUGCAGCUGGCUCAGUUGUGAGCUUCAAAUGCAUGGAAGGUUUUGUGCUGAACACCUCAGCAAAGAUCGAAUGUAUGAGAGGCGGGCAGUGGAACCCUUCCCCCAUGUCCAUCCAGUGCAUCCCCGUGCGGUGCGGAGAGCCACCGAGCAUCACGAAUGGCUAUGCAAGCGGGUCCAACUACAGCUUUGGAGCCAUGGUGGCUUAUAGCUGCAACAAGGGAUUCUACAUUAAAGGGGAGAAGAAGAGCACCUGUGAGGCCACAGGGCAGUGGAGCAGCCCCAUGCCCACCUGCCACCCUGUAUCUUGCAAUGAACCUCCUAAGGUUGAGAAUGGCUUUCUGGAGCAUACAACUGGCAGGAUCUUUGAGAGUGAAGCGAGCUUUCAGUGUAACCCGGGCUACAAGCCAGUUGGAAGUCCCGUAUUUGUCUGCCAAGCAAAUCGCCACUGGCACAGUGACUCCCCCCUGUCAUGCAUCCCUCUCAACUGUGGGAAACCUCCCCCCAUCCAGAAUGGCUUCGUGAAAGGAGAAAAUUUUGAAGUAGGUUCCAAGGUGCAGUUUUUCUGCAAUGAGGGCUAUGAGCUUAUUGGUGAUAGUUCUUGGACGUGCCAGAAAUCUGGCAAAUGGAAUAAGAAACCAAACCAAAAGUGCGUGCCAGCCAAGUGCCCAGAGCCACCCCUCGUGGAAAACCAGCUGGUAAUGAAGGAGCUGAUGGCUGAGGUGGGAGUGGUGACAUUCUCCUGUAAAGAAGGACAGGCCCUGCAAGGCCCCUCCGUCUUGAAAUGCUUGCCCUCCCAGCGGUGGAACGACUCUUUCCCUGUCUGUAAGAUGGUUCUUUGCCUACCACCACCCCUAAUUUCCUUCGGGGUCCCUGCCCCUUCUUCUGCUCUUCAUUUUGGAAGUACUGUUAAGUAUUCUUGUGUAGACGGGUUUUUCCUAAGGGGAGAUCCCACCACCCUCUGCCAAGCUGAUGGCACUUGGAGCUCUCCACUGCCCGAAUGUGUUCCAGUAGAAUGUCCCCAACCCGAGGAAAUCCUCAACGGCAUCAUAGACGUGCAGGGUCUUGCCUAUCUCAGCACAGCUCUCUAUACCUGCAAGCCAGGCUUUGAGUUGGUGGGAAAUACCAGCACCCUUUGUGGAGAAAAUGGUCAGUGGCUCGGAGGAAAACCCACAUGUAAGCCCAUUGAGUGCCCCCAGCCCAAGGAGAUUUUGAAUGGCAAAUUCUCUUACACAAACCUGCAUUAUGGACAGAGCGUUACAUACUAUUGUGACCGAGGCUUCCGGCUCGAAGGUCCCAAAGCCUUGACCUGUUUAGAGACGGGUGAUUGGGAUGUGGAUGCCCCGUCUUGCAAUGCCAUCCACUGUCAUCCCCCACAACCCAUUGAAAAUGGUUUUGUAGAAGGUGCAGAUUAUAGUUAUGGUGCCAUGAUCAUCUACAGCUGCUUCCCUGGGUUCCAGGUAGCUGGUCUCGCCAUGCAGACCUGUGAAGAGGCAGGAUGGUCAAGCUCCAUCCCAACGUGUGUACCUAUAGACUGUGGCCUCCCUCCUCACAUAGAUUUUGGAGACUGUACUAAAGUCAAGGAUGGCCAGGGAUAUUUUGAACAAGAAGAUGAUGUGAUGGAAGUUCCAUAUCUGACUCCUCACCCUCCUCAUCAUAUGGGAACAGUGGCUAAAACCCAGGAAAAUGCAAAGGAAUCUCCUACACCAUUGUCAAACUUUCUAUAUGGCACCAUGGUCUUAUAUACCUGUAAUCCAGGAUAUGAACUUUUGGGGAACCCUAUGCUGAUCUGCCAGGAAGAUGGGACUUGGAAUGGCAGUGCACCCUCCUGCAUUUCAAUUGAAUGUGACUUUCCUAUCGCUCCUGAAAAUGGCUUUCUGCGUUUUACGGAGACUAGCAUGGGAAGUGCCGUGCAGUAUGGCUGCAAACCAGGACAUGUUCUCGUGGGCUCUGACAUGAGACUUUGUCUACAGAACAGAAAGUGGAGUGGUGCUUCCCCACACUGUGAAGCCAUUUCAUGCAAAAAGCCAAACCCAGUCAUGAAUGGCUCCAUCAAAGGAAGCCUCUACACGUACUUGAGCGUGUUCCCGCCACAAGUGGCAAAUGGAGUGAUGGAUGGCCUGGACUAUGGCUUUAUGAAGGAAGUGGUCUUCCACUGUCAGGAGGGCUAUGCAUUGCACGGUGCUCCAAAACUCACCUGCCAGUCAGAUGGCCACUGGGAUGCAGAGGUUCCUGUCUGUAAGCCAGUCAGCUGUGGGCCUCCUGAAGAUCUUGCUCAUGGCUUCCCUCAUGGUUUUUCCUUUUAUCAUGGGGGGCAUAUACAGUAUCAGUGCUUUCCAGGUUAUAAGCUCCAUGGAAGUUCUUCAAGAAGGUGUCUCUCCAAUGGCUCCUGGAGUGGCAGUCCACCAUCCUGCCUGCCUUGCAGGUGUUCCACACCAACCAUUCAAUAUGGAACCAUCAAUGGGACAGAUUUCAGCUGUGGAAAGAUAGCCCGGAUUCAGUGCUUCAAAGGCUUCACACUCCUGGGAUCGUCUGAAAUCACCUGUGAAGCCAAUGGCCAGUGGAGCUCCAGCUUCCCAAGUUGUGAACAUGUGGCUUGUGGUUCUCUCCCAACCAUUCCAAAUGCACUCAUCAGUGAGAGCAGCUCCUUGAAGGAAAAUAUGAUAACUUACAGUUGCAGGUCUGGGUAUGUCCUACAAGGCAGUUCAGAUUUGAUUUGUACAGAAAAAGGGACCUGGAGCCAGCCUUAUCCAGUCUGUGAGCCCCUGUCCUGUGGUCCCCCACCAACUGUCACCAAUGCUGUGGCAACUGGAGAAGCACACACCUAUGAAAGUAAAGUGAAGCUCAGAUGUCUGGAAGGUUAUAUGAUGGAUACAGAUAUAGAUACCUUCACCUGUCAGAAAGAUGGUCACUGGUUCCCAGAGAGAAUCUCCUGCAGUCCCAAAAAAUGUCCGUUUCCAGAAAACAUAACACGUAUACGUGUUCAUGGGGACGACUUCAGUGUGAAUAAGCAAGUUUCUGUGUCAUGUGUGGAAGGGUAUACCUACGGGGGAGUUAACGUAUCAACAUGCCAGCUUGAUGGUACCUGGGAGCCAUUAUUUUCUGACGAAUUCUGUAGUCCAGUUUCUUGUGGAAAACCUGAAAGUCCAGAACAUGGAUUUGUGGUUGGCAGUGAACACAGCUUUGAAAGCACAAUUAUUUAUCAAUGUGAAUCUGGCUAUGAAUUAGAGGGAAACAGGGAACGUGUCUGUCAGGAGAACAGACAGUGGAGUGGAGAGGUAGCAACUUGCAAAAAGAUUAGAUGUGAAGCUCCACAUGACUUUCCAAACGGCAAGGCUGACAUUGAAAAUACGACAAUGGGACAACUCAGCGUGGUGUAUUCCUGCAACAGAGGCUAUACCCUGGAAGGGCUGUCGGAGGCUCAGUGCACAGAAAAUGGAACUUGGAGCCACCCCGUUCCUCUCUGCAAACCAAAUCCAUGCCCUGUUCCUUUUGUGAUCCCUGAGAAUGCUCUGCUUUCGGAAAAGGAGUUCUAUGUUGAUCAGAAUGUGUCCAUCAAGUGUAGGGAAGGCUUCCUGCUCCAGGGCCACGGCAUUAUUACCUGCAAUCCUGAUGAGACGUGGACACAGACAGGUGCCAAAUGUGAAAAAAUUUCAUGCGGUCCACCGGCUCAUGUGGAAAAUGCAAUUGCGCGAGGCAUCCGUUAUCAGUACGGGGACAUGAUCACCUACUCGUGUUACAGCGGCUACAUGUUGGAGGGUUCCCUGAGGAGUGUCUGCCUGGGAAACGGCACAUGGACGUCACCACCCACCUGCAGAGCGGUCUGUCGGUUCCCUUGUCAGAAUGGGGGCAUCUGCCAACGCCCAAAUGCUUGCUCCUGCCCCGACGGCUGGAUGGGGCGCCUCUGCGAAGAACCAAUAUGCAUUCUCCCCUGUCUGAACGGUGGUCGCUGUGUGGCCCCUUAUCAGUGUGACUGUCCCCCUGGCUGGACAGGGUCCCGCUGUCAUACAGCUGUGUGCCAGUCUCCCUGUUUAAAUGGCGGAAAAUGUGUGAGACCAAACCGAUGCCACUGUCUCUCUGCUUGGACGGGACAUGACUGUUCCAGGAAGAGGAGGACGGGGUUUUAGCCACCGCACACCCACGGGGCUCUCCCCAAAGCAGGUUCAUCUCUUCCUAGCAGCGUCUGGGCAUCCUGGAAGUUAUGCGAAGAAAGUCCAACAUGGUGCUGGGCCUUGGUUCGUUUGGUAAACGUGUUCUUUGGGGUUUACGUUUUCAUUCUGUGAUGUCUGUUGUUAUUCCUCGUGCCAUACUUUCGUAUAUGUUUGCCUUUUUAAAUAUGCCUGUAUUUUCUAUAUAAAAAUUAUAUUAAAUAGAUGCUGCUCCACCCUCA
Otolemur garnettii (small-eared galago) is the source of this 11831-nucleotide messenger RNA. RefSeq names its product sushi, von Willebrand factor type A, EGF and pentraxin domain containing 1 (gene SVEP1). NCBI's taxonomy places the organism in Eukaryota, Metazoa, Chordata, Mammalia, Primates, Galagidae. Gene Ontology annotation, biological process: negative regulation of complement activation, classical pathway. The transcript has 51 exons. Bases 1135 to 11568 code for a protein of 3477 amino acids. The record is from RefSeq and is a predicted model, not a curated record. Gene Ontology annotation, molecular function: calcium ion binding.